Molecule: messenger RNA, 1482 nt
Organism: Cuscuta epithymum
Lineage: Eukaryota; Viridiplantae; Streptophyta; Magnoliopsida; Solanales; Convolvulaceae
Source: the annotation of a GenBank genome assembly
CACAUAUAAGUUUUCUGUUUUGAGAUAACUCACUGCUUCUUAUGUCGACUGUGUUCUUCUACGCACGAUUGUGCAAGGCUUCUUCUGCGUUAGUUUUCUGUUCUGCACUUCGUGUGGGAGCUCCCAGCUUUUUCACGACUUUACUACACACCAAGGUAUGGGUUAUGAAAUUAUUUUAAUUACUUUUUAGUGGUGUGUUGGUGCUUAUCACUUCAUGAGUGAAAUUUAGUGGCUGUACAAAUUUGGUGCGUUGUCAUAUGAUAUAGAUUCCAAUUUAGUUGAAGCUUGCGCAUUUCAUGUUCCUACGAUAAUUUCAACAUUAUCAGUGGAAAGAAAGCUCCCACACGGUGGUUCAAGAUUUGGUAGAAUUUAUACCCGACGUGAUAGAAAAAAGCGUCGUGAUAUAAUAUUUAGUGAUUAUUUCAUAGGCGAGCAGUCAAAGUAUACACCAGACACAUUUCGUCGUCGGUUUCGAAUGGAUAUUGAUUUAUUCAAACGAAUUAUGCAAGCAGUCGAGAGUUAUGGUGAUUACUUUACUCAAAAAGUGGACGCGGUUGGAAAUAUGGGGUCGAGUCCUUUGCAAAAAGUGGUAGCAACAAUACGCAUGGAUGUUCAACUGAUUCUCUUGAUGAAUACGUGCAAAUUGGAGAGAGCAGUGUAAUUGAAUGUUUAAAGAAAUUUUGUGAUGCUAUAAUAGGAUUAUUUGAAGAACGCUAUUUAAGGAAACCAAAUGAAUCGGACAUUAGCAAAUGGAAAAUCUCGUGGAUUUUCCAACUCUUAUUCUAGAGAUUGUAGCCGGACAUAAUUUGUGGAUUUGGCAUGCAUUCUUUGGCAUGGCCGGUACCAAUAAUGAUGUUAACGUUCUUGAUAGAUCUCCCUUAUUUGAUGAUAUCAUUAAUGAUGUUGCCCCAACAUGUGAGUUCAGAGUAAAUGGUCAUCAAUAUAACAUGGGAUAUUACUUAUCUGAUGGUAUCUAUCCACAAUACGCCACUUUAAUUCAGACAAUUUCACAACCAUGUUCUGUGAAGGAAAAGUUAUUCGCCAAACGCCAAGAAUCAGUACGAAAAGAUGUAGAAAGAGCAUUUGGAGUGUUACAAAGUCGGUGGCACAUAGUUAAAGGACAAGCAUGUAUGUGGAGUGCCAAAGAUUUGGGGAAAAUAAUGAAGACAUGCAUCAUUUUACAUAAUAUGAUUAUUGAGAAUGAGUGUGGUCAAGGAAUCAACCCUAAAAAUUGGCAACCAGAUAAAGAAGAAGUUCCCCAAAAUGUUACUUUGGAACACGAUUUCACUUUUCUCAUCUCAAUGAUGAAUAGUAGAAUGAAACAAAUACAGAGCAAAUCAACUCAUAUGAGCUUGAAGCGUGAUCUCAUCGAUCAUUUGUGGCAAAUAUAUGGCAGCAAUGAAGUUGAUUGAUGUAUUAGUCAUUUGAUAAUAAAUCUUGAUCAUUAAUUUUGUAGUGGAUGUUUUUUAGUAUUAUUUUGUA